AUGAAGCACUGGGACGAUUCAGGCGCCUUUGACUUUGACGAUGACUACAGGGGAGGGAGCCCCGGCAACGGAGACCUGGACUACGAUGACUCUUACAUGGAUGAUGUCUUUGCCAAACCCCGUGGCAUAGUGAACAAGGCGACGAAGAAGCAGGAACCCAAGCCGAAGCCGAAGCCCAAGGCCAAGAACGCAAAGGUCAUCGCCGGCGCCGCCCCCACCGCUGCCACAGCCCCUGGCCCUGACGCUACUGCCGCCGGCCCCGUGGUAUCCCCCAAGCCGAAGCCGAGCCCACAGAGCUCCCGACCCAAGAAGCAAAAGAAGAAUGCCAAAAAGGUCGUGUACAAGAUCUCCGAGCGGGAGCCUGAUCUCUUCGACGACCCCGUCCUAUGGGAGACCAGGGAGCGGAAGAAGAUCAUGGAGGCCAAGGCCGCCGCGGAGGCUGCUGGCGCGGGCCCUGUCCCGGAAGAGGCCGUAGAGGAGCAAAAGGACGAGCUGGCCAAGGAGGAGGAGGACAAGCAGGAGGACGACAGCGAGAUGACGGAGGGCGCCCGGCGCCUGGCUGACUUUAUGUAA
Molecule: messenger RNA, 573 nt
Organism: Parascedosporium putredinis
Lineage: Eukaryota; Fungi; Ascomycota; Sordariomycetes; Microascales; Microascaceae
Source: the annotation of a GenBank genome assembly